UGCCUCGGUAUCGCUCACCAUCAGACAACGGGAGUCACCGGCGCUGAACACUCAGGCUCUCUCUCACCCACGAAAACGUUAAAACCGUACGGAGAAACGCUGCCUACAGGAGCGUGGUGUCACUGAAACGACAUGGGGGAUCGAGUAGCUUUGCUGCUGCUGGCUUUAGCGGCUUCGGCUCUGGCUGCCGAGGUGCCUACAGAUGUUUCUAUGGGUCUGCUGGCAGAGCCCCAGGUGGCCAUGUUCUGCGAUAAACUCAACAUGCACAUCAACGUUCAGAGCGGCAAGUGGGAGCCCGACCCCUCGGGCACCAAGAGCUGCAUCAGCACCAAGGAGGGCAUCCUGCAGUACUGCCAGGAGGUGUAUCCAGAGCUCCAGAUUACCAAUGUGGUGGAGGCCAACCAGCCAGUCAGCAUCCAGAACUGGUGCAAGAAGGGACGCAAGCAGUGUCACAGCCACAUGCACAUCGUGGUGCCCUACCGCUGCCUGGUUGGAGAAUUUGUGAGCGAUGCCCUGCUCGUCCCAGACAAGUGCAAGUUCCUACACCAGGAGCGCAUGGACCAGUGUGAGAGCCACCUUCACUGGCACACCGUCGCCAAAGAGUCCUGCGGAGACCGCACCAUGAACCUCCAUGAUUACGGGAUGCUCCUGCCGUGCGGCAUCGACCGCUUCAGGGGGGUGGAGUUUGUUUGCUGUCCCGCCGAGGCUGAGCGUGACGCCGACAGUGCCGAGCAGGAAGCCGAUGAUUCAGACGUCUGGUGGGGCGGAGCCGAGACAGACUACUCCGACAACAGUAUGGUGCGCGAGCCCGAGCCAGCAGAGCAGCCAGAGGAAACCAGGCCAUCUGUGGUAGAGGAGGACAACCAGGAAGAGGAGGAGGAGGAGGCGGAGGAGAUUGUGCCCGCGGAGGAAGACGACGAGGAAGAAGAAGAGGAGGAGGACGUGCUCGACAACGACCGUGACGGAGACGGGGAGGAGGACGAGGAGGCGGUGGAGGAAGAAGACGAAGAGGAGGAGGAGGGAGAUGACGACAUUGUGGCCACACUUGACGAUGACGCCGACGAGUCCACCACCAACGUAGCGAUGACGACCACCACCACUACGACCACCACAGAGUCUGUGGAGGAGGUUGUCAGAGAUGUGUGCUGGGCCAACGCAGAGACUGGUCCAUGCCGGGCCAUGCUGCCCCGCUGGUACUUUGACCGCCAGGAGGGCCGCUGUGCUCAGUUUAUCUACGGCGGCUGCGGAGGAAACAGGAAUAACUUUGACUCAGAGGAGUACUGCCUGUCUGUGUGCAGCAGCGUCAUUCCCACAGCCACACCCAGCUCCCCUGAUGCCGUCGACCACUACCUGGAGACACCUGCUGACGAAAAUGAGCACGCCCACUUCCAGAAGGCCAAAGAGAGCCUGGAGGCGAAGCACCGCGAGAGGAUGUCUCAGGUGAUGAGAGAGUGGGAGGAGGCUGAGAGGGAAGCCAAGAAUCUCCCACGUGCCGACAAGAAGGCUGUGAUCCAGCGCUUCCAGGAGAAGGUGGAGGCGUUGGAGCAGGAGGCGGCCAGCGAGCGACAGCAGCUGGUGGAGACGCACAUGGCCCGAGUGGAGGCUCUGCUCAACGACCGCCGCCGCCUGGCCCUGGAGAGCUACCUGACCGCACUGCAGCAGGAUCCGCCCAGGCCUCGCCACGUCUUCAGCCUGCUGAAGAAGUACGUGCGCGCCGAGCAGAAGGACAGGCAGCACACCCUGAAACACUUUGAGCACGUCCGCAUGGUGGAUCCUAAGAAGGCUGCACAGAUCAGACCUCAGGUGCUGACCCACCUGCGUGUCAUUGAGGAGCGUAUGAACCAGUCUCUGGGACUUCUUUACAAGGUACCCGGGGUGGCCGAUGACAUCCAGGACCAAGUCGAGCUCCUGCAGAGGGAGCAGGCGGAGAUGGCCCAGCAGCUGGCCAACCUGCAGACAGACGUGAGGAUGAGCUACGGAAACGACGCCCUGAUGCCCGACCAGGAGCUGGGAGAUGGCCAGACCGAGCUGCUGCCUCAGGAGGAUGCACUGGGCUUUGGAGGAGUUGGAUUUAUCCACCCCGAGAGCUUCAACCAGCCCAACACUGAGAACCAGGUUGAGCCCGUGGAUUCUCGCCCCAACCUUGACAGAGGCAUUCCCACACGACCAGUGACUGGAAUGAAAGCUAUGGAAGCUAUUCCUGAGCUGAGGAUGGAGACGGAGGACAGACAGAGCACCGAGUAUGAAGUUCACCAUCAGAAACUGGUCUUCUUCGCCGAGGACGUCGGCUCCAACAAGGGCGCCAUCAUCGGGCUGAUGGUCGGCGGUGUCGUCAUAGCGACCGUGAUCGUUAUCACCUUGGUGAUGCUGAGGAAGAAGCAGUACACCUCCAUCCACCACGGAGUCAUCGAGGUGGACGCCGCUGUCACCCCCGAGGAGCGCCACCUGUCCAAGAUGCAGCAGAACGGCUACGAGAACCCCACCUACAAGUUCUUCGAGCAGAUGCAGAACUGAGGCGAAUGUCACGUGUCACACUCACACAUAUUUAACAUCCCCUCCCUACACAUUUAAACACCUCCUCCCCUCUCUCUCUCCUUUCUCCCUGAUUAUUCUCCAAAAUAAAGGCGGCGUGAGGUUCGACUGAAGCGGCCAGUCUAGAGAUUAAAGUCUGUUGGCUUUAAUCGGAGCAAGACGCCGUUUUUAAUUAAAUAAAGGGCCUGCUGACGUGUGGGAAACAGCCCCGCCCGGUGCAUCGAAACAAACCCACACUUAGGGGAGAAAGGCGCCUCUGUGCUGAUUCAGGGUCGGUGUAGUCAGGUUUAUUUGUGUUGGGAUGGUUUUAGGUGUGUGUAGGCAAUCUGACCUCUGAUUGGCAGGAUUAAAGAGGCGCUUCACUGGGCUUUACUCGCUAAAAUCUGCAUUUUUAACUAUUAUUUAACACGUGGAGGUAUGCAUUUUCAUAUUUAAUGGAGAAAAGUCUUAAAUAAGCGGCAUGAUUUUCCCAAUUAAAGCCCAGUUUCCCCCUAAAAGCUGCACCACUACUGCACUCACUCUACAGUCUACACUGGAGUUUACUCGCCUCCUCGUCCUCCUCCCUCCCUCCUUCCAUCCUUCUUUUCUUUACGACAGCUGGGCUGUGCUACGCCACACGGAGCUCUUACAGAUAUCCAGAGAUGAUGAUGAUGUUGAAGACAAUAUGUAUUCUGAAUGAGCUGUUUUUCGUUUGAUUUCUCUCUUUCGUUUCCAGUUUUGUUUUUCAAAAAAGAACCAAAAGAAAAAACGUCAAAAAAAAAGAAAGAAAGAAAAAAAUCCCACUGAUGUAAAGUCCUUUUUUUAAAUUGCGUGUAAUGUUAACUGAAGUAAUGCCGAAGUCUUAGCUGUUCUUAUGUAGUGCAUGACAACAAAGACGACAGAAUUUGGGGAAAAAAAAGACAAAAAAAUGAUCUUAUCGCUGCUCUAUCUCUCUCUCUUGAGAUUCUUUCUCACGUUAUAGAUUGUCAUUCUAGCAAGAUUGUACAUUUAGUAUCUUCUCGUGAUUACGUGACUUCAAACGAUGAUGAAAAAUAUAUAUAAAUCUAGAUGAUGAACGGGCUCUGCUUUGAUAUGAUGUAAAAUACACAUUUAAAAAGAGAUCUGUGAUUUUGGAAUUAAGUGUUUCACGUUUAUUUUUUAAUCUCCUGAAGCUCUGUUUGUAUAUUGUUCUCAUUCACUGAAAUAUAUUGUGUUAAUCCUCCCCCUCCUCCUUUGGAAUUUUUCCUCAAUCCAUGUUUGAAAAGGGCAUGACGUUGGCGUGAAGGUUACACGAAGUGAAAAACAGGAGGGGGGGUGGGGUUAGGAUUAUCUCUGCGUACGUGCGUUGUCUGUUUUUGUCAUUUUCAGUCCGGUGUUUCGUCCAGUUGUAAGCCGAAAACGUCUCAUUCUUUUUUUUUUUGUAAUCAUUCUGCCGUCUGCUGAUAGACCAGGUGGAAAGGGGAGACGGCGAGGAAGGUGGAGAGGAAAUGACUUGCAGUUCCGGAUGGAUACCCAGCCAGGCAGGCAGUCUGUAUAUAUAAUGGAUUUUUCACUCCCCCUCCCCUCCUCCUUCGCCUUCCUUUUCCCUCCAGGCAUGCUCACCUCUCUGCCGUCGACGCACACAUGACUCCUCAGAGGCAGAGCACUGUAGUCUGUAUAUAGAUGAUGUGACGGCAUCGGCCGAGCUGAGAGUCGGGGACGUGAACGCAGGGCUCAGAGAGGAAUCGGAGAUCUAAAGGCAGUGAGAUUUUCACAGGUGAAGUGUACAUAUGGAGGCUGCAGUGGGGUGGGUCCGUGGUUUUCAGAGGGUGCUCAGUAGAAGCCCAGCAGAGGGCGCUAGAGUAGAAGAGGAAGCAGGAUUUUCUUUCUAUCAUUUUUUUUUUCUGUGGAUUAUAUAUUUGGUUUUUGUUUUCCACUGUGUAAUAUUGUGCAGGCCAUUUGCAUUGACUGGGAAAAUGCUUUCUACACUGUAUUCCAUAAUAAAGUUUUGAAUGUACAUACA
Molecule: messenger RNA, 4513 nt
Organism: Cheilinus undulatus (humphead wrasse)
Lineage: Eukaryota; Metazoa; Chordata; Actinopteri; Labriformes; Labridae
Gene: appa
Product: amyloid beta (A4) precursor protein a
Exons: 17
Coding region: 133-2514 (793 amino acids)
Biological process (GO): central nervous system development; axonogenesis
Cellular component (GO): early endosome; Golgi apparatus; cell surface
Molecular function (GO): transition metal ion binding; signaling receptor activator activity; serine-type endopeptidase inhibitor activity
Source: RefSeq, a predicted model, not a curated record